CCACCUGUUCAACCUCUGCUUCAUGAAUAAAAGGGCAGGCACCAUAGACGCACCUCAAGGAAAGAAAGAGCAGUUGAUCGCAGAUCUCCUCCUCGCUUUGUUCUGCCAACUCUCCUGUAAGCCAUGUUAAAGGUCAGUUCAGUGGCUGCACUCCCAGCCUCCAAUACCCUCUGGUUUCCAGGCACCAGAAUGGAAGGCUUUGCAGUGGUUCCUCCAUCUAAGAGAACAGCAGAGAUAGCCAAGAGCCGGGAAGAGCUCCUCCGGCUCUUGCAUGAUCUCCCGGAGUGCGAGUACGAGCUCUCCCUCACCGAUCUCAUCGAGAAAGGACCGGUCGCUGCUGAUUCAACCACUGCAGAGAGUAGCCCGUCCUUGGAGGAAGGCAAAUCGGAUCAGGCAUCAUUGGCGAAGAAGAGGAAGCAGGACAUGAACAGGAGCAACAAGCGUAGUUUUCGCAGCCAUAGCGAUGGUGUGCUUUUGAGGUUUUACGUGCCGGCUUCCUUGACGCGAAGCCUUACCACGCCACGGACGAGCCGCGGACGUCGGUUCAAAUCCACAAAGGAAAGCAACGAGAGAGAUGGAGAAGUAAUCCCAUUCGGAUGUUGGUCGGCUUUAUGGAAUAGGAGGGGGAAGUCGAGCAGGAAGGCGCUGGAAAGAAUGAACUGAACACGAAUCGGUGCUGAUGGAAUAAUGUCAAUGCUUCGCCUUAUAAAUUUAUGGAUUAGAUAUUAAGACGCUAUACUCGAUUAACGUGCAAUAACGAAUGUACAUAAAUAGUUCCACAGCCCAACCUGCCUCUUAGUUGGGCCAUCAACUCAUCCGUCUGCUGCUCAUUCAUUUAUUUAAUUAUCGAUUUUGUUUUCUCAUCUUGUAGGUAAUUUCGUAUGUUUCAAUGUAUUGAUGAUGGAAGAAGCAAUAAGCAUAUGUUGUCUUGUCGUGUGUCAUGUGGACUACAGUAAUUUUCCAGAGAAGGAUAGAUGAUUAUCCAUACAAUCGGCUGCAGAAGCUGAAAAUAACAUUCUACUGACCAGAUUUAUGAUCGUAUUUGAUUCCGCCGUCGAUGCAAGAAAGGUAGUCGAUGCAUCGACGGAGGAAGAGUUGUCAGCACCGAGUUCAGACCCAUCACGUUCAUGAGACGUACGUCGCAGGAAAGACCCAUUAGCCCAUUAAUGAAGGAACCUUUCGAUGCUUCCACUGGAACCCGGUUGCAUUGAUGUGUGGUAGGUGAACUGAUCGCGAGAGCUCACUUACAUUUUGCCGAGGGAGCAAACCGUAGAGAAGCUUAGCAUCCCUUCCACAUCUCCAUGCUUCCAGCUCGCAUUUGCACUCUAAAAGUCCAUCGGGAAGCGUGAAAUCACAAGGCAGCACCUAAAAGUCAACUAAACCUACGUCGUGCAGAUAAGCCUCGCCACCGGAGCAUUCGCGUGUUGAAGAGCCGAUUGAAACUAAUGUCGUUUUGUGGAGAUCAAGAUG
Musa acuminata subsp. malaccensis (wild Malaysian banana) is the source of this 1470-nucleotide messenger RNA. RefSeq lists its product as uncharacterized. NCBI's taxonomy places the organism in Eukaryota, Viridiplantae, Streptophyta, Magnoliopsida, Zingiberales, Musaceae. The record is from RefSeq and is a predicted model, not a curated record.